UCAUCUCUCUUCACAAAGUCACACUCUCUACAUCCAUAGAAGAUUCCUGCUUGGAAAGAAUCGAAAACAAUAUUUUCAAAGGAUUAGUCAUAUAAAAUCUCACAAUCUUUUUGGUAUUUGCGAUACGCUCAUUGUUAUAUCAAAUAUAAAACCGGACUCUUAAGGACGCAGACGACGGAUAUGGAAGGCAUCAUGAACUUGAAGAGAAAGGAGAAGAAAUCACAAAGUAGAAGACUUGGGAAAUAUCUCAAAGAACAAAAGGGAAGGAUUUACAUCAUUAGAAGAUGUGUGAUGAUGCUCAUUUGUUCACGUGAUUGAUUGGUUUAAUAAAUACUACGA
Camelina sativa (false flax) is the source of this 339-nucleotide messenger RNA. Its product is annotated as small polypeptide DEVIL 2. Gene Ontology annotation, biological process: negative regulation of cell population proliferation. The record is from RefSeq and is a predicted model, not a curated record. Lineage: Eukaryota; Viridiplantae; Streptophyta; Magnoliopsida; Brassicales; Brassicaceae.